UUUAAAACUAUUUUUUUUCCCUAGUUUUUAGUUUAAGUAUUUAUUUAUUCAUUGUAAAAGAGUGUUUUUUUAAUUAAGACAUAUUGUUUCAAACGCAAGUUUUAUUUUUUUACUUAAUUAAUUCAUACUUUUGUGCGGGUGUCGGUAUGAUUAUAGAUAUAUUUUAUUUUUAAUUAUUAAUUUUCCCAUUUAAAAAAAAAAAAAAUUUUUUUGGCACUUUUGGUUUUCCAUACAAACUGACAGUCCCAGUGAGCCAUGCGUCUGUCGCGCCCUCACACGCGUGUAUAAAGUCAGACUCCUGCAGCAGGUGCUGAUGGCGUAAGGCUUACAGCUGUGAGAUGACAACAUGUCUGCAGGAGAAUUAGACAAGAAGAACACCAUCGAUCUGAGGAAGAAGCACAUCGGACCUUCCUGUAAGAUUUUCUUCAGCCAUGACCCUCUUAAGAUUGUGCGAGCGAAGGGCCAGUACAUGUUUAAUGAAAAAGGCCAGCGUUAUUUGGACUGCAUCAACAAUGUGGCCCACGUGGGACACUGUCACCCAGAUGUGGUGAAAGCCGGUUCUCAGCAGAUGGAAGUCCUUAACACCAACACGCGCUUCUUACAUGACAACCUGGUACUUUAUGCAAAAAGGCUGCAGGCGACGCUGCCAGACAAGCUCUCCGUGUGCUACUUCGUCAACUCUGGCUCCGAAGCCAAUGACCUGGCCCUCCGACUGGCGUGGCAGUACACAGGACACAAGGAUAUUAUCACUUUGGAAAAUGCGUACCACGGGCACGUAUCGUCUCUCAUCGACAUCAGUCCGUAUAAGUUCCAGCAGCUGUCAGGUGCUGAGCAGAGUCAAUUUGUCCAUGUGGCCCCCAGCCCGGAUGUGUACCGAGGCAAAUACAGAUCAGACCAUGUGGAUCCAGCUACAGCGUAUGCAGACGAAGUCAGAGACAUUAUAGACCAAACCCACAAGAAAGGAGGCAAGAUUGCUGCUUUUAUUGCUGAGUCGUUGCAGAGUUGUGGUGGUCAGGUCAUCCCCCCUAAGGGUUACUUCCAGCAAGUGGCCGAUCACGUCCGCAAAGCGGGAGGCGUUUUCAUCGCCGAUGAGGUCCAGGUCGGCUUCGGCCGCGUCGGAUCUCACUUCUGGGCCUUCCAGCUCCAGGGAGAAGACUUUGUUCCAGACAUCGUCACCAUGGGAAAACCCAUCGGCAACGGACACCCUAUGUCAUGUGUGGUCACGACCAGGGAGGUGGCAGAGGCCUUCAUGUCUUCUGGAAUGGAGUACUUCAAUACAUUUGGUGGGAACCCGGUGUCCUGCGCCAUCGGCCUGGCCGUGCUGGAUGUGAUUGAAAAAGAGAAUCUGCAGGAUAAAGCUCUCCAAGUGGGUCAGUAUCUCUGCGAUCUGCUGGAGAAGCUGAAAGACAAGCAUCCACUGAUUGGAGACAUCAGGGGGCGUGGUCUCUUCAUUGGGGUGGAGCUUGUGAGGGACAGAGUGAUGCUGACUCCAGCUACAGCAGAGGCACAGGAAGUCAUCUAUAAGCUGAAGGAGCAGUUCGUCCUCCUCAGUGCAGACGGGCCUCAUCGUAACGUGUUAAAGUUCAAGCCCCCCCUGUGCUUCUCUACGGAAGACGCAGACCUGGUGGUGGAGAAGAUGGACGUCAUUCUGACAGAGCUGGAGAACGCGUUAGGAUUAAAGAUGAACAACAUCAUGAAUGGAGGGAGUGAAGAACACCAGCAGGCGUCGGCUGAUGAAAACGGGCCGAACCGGAGAGGUUUCACAAAAACGAAUCAAGGAACGCCACAUCCCAGCAAACGACUCAAAACACAUUGAUGCCAACAGAGAAACCCCUACUUUUUAAAAAUGAUUUAAAAAAAUGAAGGACAGUUAAUAUUCAAUCAUUUGCAGCAUCAAAUGCUGAUGCAGGAGAUCCUUUCUUACCUGAAAUACUAUGCAACAAUUGCGAUCACACUUUUGUAUCUAACUGCAAAAAUAAAUAAAAUGUUUUCAUUUUA
Oryzias melastigma (Indian medaka) is the source of this 1998-nucleotide messenger RNA. It is a transcript of the gene etnppl, whose product is annotated as ethanolamine-phosphate phospho-lyase. Gene Ontology annotation, molecular function: transaminase activity; ethanolamine-phosphate phospho-lyase activity; pyridoxal phosphate binding. Lineage: Eukaryota; Metazoa; Chordata; Actinopteri; Beloniformes; Adrianichthyidae. The record is from RefSeq and is a predicted model, not a curated record. Bases 347 to 1816 code for a protein of 489 amino acids. Gene Ontology annotation, cellular component: mitochondrion. The transcript has 13 exons.